CCCACAGUGGGCGUGUCCAGGCGAGCGACGUAGGCGGUGCUAAAGGUGCUUAGCGGACGCGCCUCCAUCCAUGCCGUACUGAGCGCGCUCUCGGAGUUACCCUCCCUAUUACACCGGAGAACAUGCUGCGGGCCUGCAGAAAAGCCCAGGCGGCGGUACUCGCCAAGGAAUGCUUGUGUGGCAGAAUAUCCCUCCGUCCCUUACGUACAUCCAGAAGCUACUCUACCACUCGAUCAUCUGGUUCCUCUGCUGCAAAGAUCAUCGGUGCCAGUGUUUUGCUCACAGGCGGAGGCAUCGGGGGCACUGUUCUGUACGCCAGCUGGGACCCGCGAUUUCGAGAGAAUGUUGAGAAGACUGUCCCAUACUCCGACAAGCUGUUUGAGUUGGCUCUGGGGGCUCCUGCUCCAGCCAGUCUACCUGUGCCAAAGAAACCACUGAAAUCUGGUCCUCUUCAGAUUUCCUCGAUGUCUGAAGUGAUGAAGGAAUCCAAGAUGCCCAAGAAAGAGAAGGUUGAGGCUCCUCUAUCACCACCACCACCUCCCCCAUUUACUGAAAGUUUGAAUUUGGAAGCUUCAUCACAUGUGGCACAAAUAAUUUCAGCAACUGGGGAAGCCGUGUCCGUCCCAGCUCCAGCCGUUCACAAGGAAGAGUCUCCCAAGAUCCCAGAACUAGUGCAGCCAUCAGUCACAGAGGAGCACUGCAAGGAGUGUGACCAUGAGGCUGUUCAUAAGUCUGUACAUAAGUUGAAAGAAAGGCCGGCUGAAGAGGUGUCGGCUCGCCUUGUUCAGCAAGAUAAAGUAGAACAAGAAAAAAUUAAAUUUAUUGCUGCAUCAUUGGAGGACGCGCUCAGCAAAACCGCUCGGGUUACACUGCAAGCAAUCGGCACCCAGGAGGCAGCAGUGCAGGCCGUCAAUUUCCAUGCACAGAAGCUUCGAGAAGCCAUGGAUGAGAACCAGAUUUCUGCUGACAAAAAGUCCUUGCAGUGGCGUGAUUUGGAAGAUGCCCUGAAGGUACGAAGCAAGGCUGUUGAUGAAGCAGCUGAUUCUCUGCUGAAGGCAAAGGAGGAGAUUGAGCGAAUGCAGAGUAUCAUUGGUGAUUCUAAGAAGAGCCUUAUCAAUGGAGCCAAGCCUCUCAUCAUUUCAGCAGAGGAAAACUUGCACCACAUGAUCGUCGAUCUGGACAACGUUGUUAAAAAAGUAGAAGCCGCCCAGUCUGAGGCCAAGAUAGUGGCUCAGUAUCAUGAGUUGGUGUCACUGGCACGGAAAGAGUUUCAGCGAGAGUUGGACAGUGUCACCCCUGAAGUACAGUCUGGCUGGAAGGGUUUAAAAAUAUCUGAUUUAGCGGGGAAGCUAAGCCCAGACGACCUGAAUUCCCUGAUAGGCCACGCCCACCGGCGCAUCGACCAAUUGCACAGGCAGCUGGCGGAGUACAGAGCAAAAGAGCAGCAGCACAUCGAGGCGGCUUUGGAGAAGCAGAAACUGGAGGAUAAAAAGGCGCUGGAGACUGCGGUUUCCAAGGCGCUAGAGCAUCACCGAGCCGAAAUCCACCUGGAGCACGAAAAAAAGACGGAAGAAGUGCGAGACGUGAUGGAGGUGGAGAUGAGAACCCAGCUGCGCAGACAGGCGGCCGCUCAUACUGAUCACCUGAGGGACGUCCUGAAUGUCCAGGAGCAGGAACUGAAAGCUGAAUUCCAGCAGUCAUUAUCAGAGAAACUGUCUGAGCAAGAGUUGCAGUUUAAACGUCUGGGCCAGGAACAGUUGGACGGCUUCACGCUGGACAUUAAUUCUGCCUAUUCCCGACUGAAGGGCAUUGAACAGGCUGUUGAGGGGCAUGCGGCUGCCGAGGAAGAAGCCAGGAAAGCCCAUCAUUUGUGGCUCUCGGUGGAAGCCCUUAAAUUCACCAUGAAGACGGCAGUUGGCGAUUGCCCCACGGAACCACUUGAAACUGCCGUGCAGGGGAUCCGAUCCAGUUGUUCCAACAAUGAGUUCACAGAAGCCUUGGCUGCAGCAAUUCCCCAUGAAUCCCUACACCGGGGAGUGUACAGCGAGGAGUCCCUGAGAGCGCGAUUCAACUCCGUCCGUAAAUUAGCCCGUCGGGUUGCCUUGAUCGAUGAAAGCAGACACAGUCUGUACCAGUAUUUUCUGUCUUAUUUACAAGCCCUUCUUGUGUUCGAGCCCAAGGAGCUGAAACCACCAACUGAACUCGGCUCCGACGAUCUCGACACCUUCACGUUACUUUCUUAUGCCUCUUACUGCGUGGAACGCGGAGAUCUAGAAUUAGCGGCGAAAUUUAUCAAUCAGCUAAAAGGAGAGCCCAGGAGGGUGGCCCGUGAUUGGCUGAAUGAAGCCCGGCUAACGCUGGAAACGAAACAAAUCAUAGACGUCCUCUCUGCCUAUGCCAGUGCCGUGGGAUUGGGCACAACACAAGUACAGUAGGGCACAUCAAAGCAAAUGAAGGAAUUUAAUAUUUAGUUGCAGCUUUGAAAUUCAUUAUCCCGGCACCUAUGAAAUCAACCGCUUUUAAAGGGCAAGUCAACCCCAAAAUAAAAAUGUGCUUAAUAAAAGAAAUCCUAAUUCUAA
This is a messenger RNA of Xenopus laevis (African clawed frog), 2579 nucleotides long. It is a transcript of the gene immt.S, whose product is annotated as inner membrane protein, mitochondrial S homeolog. The coding region runs from base 123 to 2435 and encodes 770 amino acids. Gene Ontology annotation, biological process: cristae formation. The record is from RefSeq and is a predicted model, not a curated record. Gene Ontology annotation, cellular component: MICOS complex; mitochondrial envelope; mitochondrial inner membrane. NCBI's taxonomy places the organism in Eukaryota, Metazoa, Chordata, Amphibia, Anura, Pipidae. The transcript has 15 exons.